CAGGUGUCUACAAUGAACCCGAGUGCAGUUCAACAGAAUUAGAUCAUGGUGUUUUAGCUGUGGGUUAUGAUACAACAGCGAAAAAACAAGAUUAUUACAUUGUCAAAAAUUCAUGGGGUGAAUCAUGA
Didymodactylos carnosus is the source of this 128-nucleotide messenger RNA. The record is from the annotation of a GenBank genome assembly. NCBI's taxonomy places the organism in Eukaryota, Metazoa, Rotifera, Eurotatoria, Philodinida, Philodinidae.